AUGACGAGGUACAAGCAGGCGCAGUUUGCGGAUGAGGAUAGCAGCAGUAUUGGAUCGAUACAGAUCAACGAGACAACGCGCAGUCCGACGAUGCACAUCCGCUAUCAUGCUGCUCGAGGUACGUCACUGUGGAACGCGCGUAGUAAGCUCGAGAAGGCGCUACUUCUGCUGCUUGCGUUCGCGAUCGUGCUGAUCGUGGUGCUGGGGAGUUUGCUGGCGAACGAUAGCACGAGGAUUCUGCACGUGCGACCACACGUAGGAUCAGCACCGUACGGGGUGGAUGAGCAAAUGCCGUGUUUAAACCAGCACUGCAUCUUUGCGGCGAGUGAGAUACUGCACUCGAUCGACUGGAGUGUGGAUCCGUGCGAUGAUUUCUACGCGUUCUCGUGCAAUCAGUGGAUCCGCAACAACCCCAUCCCGGAGGGUAAGUCGAUGUGGGGCCUGUUCGGGAAGCUUGAGCAGCAGAACCAGCUGGUGUUGAAGAACGCACUCGAGCGACCGUUGGUGGAGUUUAAAUCGAAGGCGGAGAAGAAAGCCAAGCUGUACUACCAAUCGUGCCUCGAUGAGGACGAAACGAUGGAGAAGCUCGGUGCGGAACCGCUGCAGAAGCUGUUGCGUCAGAUCGGUGGUUGGAAUGUGACCGCGAAUGCGAGCGGGUUCGAUGUGCAGCGAUGGUCGCUACAGCGCACACUCCAGACACUUCAGAUUCGCUACAAUAUGGGUGGAUUGUUUGGGUGGGCCGUUGGAGAGGACGAUCGGAACUCGAGCAAGCAUAUCAUACAGAUCGAUCAAGGAGGGUUGACACUACCCUCGAGAGAUAACUAUCUGAAUAAGACGGCGAAUGCGAAGAUCCUCACGGCGUACCUCGACUACAUGACGAAGGUGUCGGUGUUGCUGGGAGCGGACGAAACGGACGCUCGACGACAGAUGCUUGAGGUGAUCGAGUUUGAGACGCAAUUGGCCAACAUCACCACGCCACAGGACAUGCGUCGGGAUGAAGAAACCCUCUACCAUCCGAUGACGUUGGCAGCCUUGCAGGAGAAGGCACCGUUCAUCAACUGGCAGGAACACUUCGAGGAGGCGUUCCGGCUUGUACGCCGCAAGAUCACCGAGAAGGAGCGUGUCGUCGUGUACGCGCCCGAGUACCUCGAGAAGCUGAAUGGCCUAAUGAAGGAGUACACCGCUACGGACGAGAAGAAGAUUGUGCUGAACAACUAUCUCGUGUGGCAGACGGUCCGGACACUGACGGCUUGUCUGUCGAAGGCGUUCCGGGACGCGUACAAGGGUCUCCGGAAGGCCCUGAUGGGUUCGGAUGGUGGUGAAGAACUCUGGCGGUAUUGUGUGUCUGAUACGAGCAACGUGCUCGGGUUUGCGGUUGGAGCGAUGUUCGUGCGGGACGUGUUCCACGGAGACUCGAAACCACAGGCCGAGGACAUGAUCAACCAGGUGCGGGAUGCGUUUAAGGAGAACUUCAAGAACCUCGGGUGGAUGGAUGCGGAGACGCGCCGGCUUGCGGUGGAAAAGGCGGACGCGAUCAGUGACAUGAUCGGGUUUCCGGACUACAUCCUGCAGCCGGAAGAGCUUGAUCGGAAAUAUCAGGAGCUUACGAUCGACCCGAAGACGUACUUCGAUAACAACAUCAACUACAACGUGUAUAGUCUCAAGAAGAACCUGGAGAAGCUCGACCAGCCGGUUAACAAGACGAAAUGGGGCAUGACACCACCGACGGUGAAUGCGUACUACACGCCCACGAAGAAUCAGAUCGUCUUCCCGGCCGGUAUCUUGCAGAAUCCGUUUUUCGACAUUAAGAACUCGAAGAGCCUGAAUUAUGGUGCCAUGGGCGUUGUUAUGGGGCAUGAGUUGACACACGCGUUCGACGAUCAAGGCCGGGAGUACGAUAAGUACGGGAAUCUGCAUCAGUGGUGGAACAACCGGACGAUCGAGAAGUUCAAGAACCAGACGGAGUGCUUCAAUCAGCAGUACGGUGCGUACAGGAUCAAUGGUAAAGCUAUCAACGGCAAGCAGACGAUCGGUGAGAACAUCGCAGACAAUGGUGGACUUAAGGCGGCGUUUCAUGCGUACAUCAACAACGAGCGGAAUAGCUACACCGACACCGACACGUUGCCACUUCCGGGUGUGAAUAUGACGCACCGGCAGCUGUUCUUCGUGUCAUUUGCUCAGGUCUGGUGUUCGGCCGUUACGGACGAGACGACGACGCUGCAGAUCGAGAAGGAUUCGCACUCACCACCAAAGUACCGUGUGAUAGGUCCGUUGUCGAAUCUGAAGGAGUUCUCGGACACCUUCCACUGUCCACUAGGGACCGGGAUGAACCCGUUGGCGAAGUGCGAAGUGUGGUAAGGACAAUUAUUCCCCACGUGGAGCGUGUCGUACAAAUCGUUUGUUUUACGAACCGGCAUUCAGUUUUGGGUGCACAUUUCGCUUCGAUGUAUUAUGCGGCUUCUAAAGUUUCUCGAUGCCAAAUGAAAAGCCGCAAAUCCGUACGCACAAUUUGCCCAGGGACUUGGGCCGUGGGCGCGUAGGGCGCUCUAGUAAGUUGAGUAAGUUUUUCUAAGUCAAAGACAGCAACCAACCAAAAGGGAAUCUAUUUUAUGAUCGGCAUGAGUGCUAUCAUUCGCGUGUGGUGAAUGCCGGAAGCGGACACGCGUGUCGAUGUUCGCAGUUUAUGUUCGUAUUUCGUCGUCUGCUUAUAUUACGGUAAGGAAAGCGCAACACACAACCAAACACAACCACAAAAGGACAACGGCGGCAGCAGCAAAUGGUUUAAAACAGUUUAAAACAAAUUUAUAGCGCGCGUAAGAUUAAUAAUUGUGAUUGUAUCUUAUAAUAAGCCACGAAUCAAGCUGAACAAGAUCAACAAUUGGUCACCAGUUCGUCUAGCGCCGUUUCGACGGAUUAUUAAAUAAUCUUUCUAUGAAGAGAGACAGAGAGAAAGAGAGAAGGAGAGAGAGAGUUGAAGAGAGAAGGGAGGGAAUAAACAGGUCAAUGUAAGGGCAUAAGCCAAGACAAAAUCAGUAUGCGAGGAUAGGGAGAGUAAAAUUAGAAGCAGCAAAACAAAAACUGUGGGAGACAAUUGGCGAACGUGUCGAUUCCUAGUAGAAGAUGAUAUAAAAACUAUGUACGUUUAAGAGGAUAUCACUGAAAUGAAAUAAACCUUAUCCUAGACUGUACAA
Messenger RNA from Anopheles nili, 3191 nucleotides. RefSeq names its product endothelin-converting enzyme homolog (gene Nep3). Gene Ontology annotation, cellular component: plasma membrane. The record is from RefSeq and is a predicted model, not a curated record. Bases 1 to 2358 code for a protein of 785 amino acids. Gene Ontology annotation, biological process: protein processing. NCBI's taxonomy places the organism in Eukaryota, Metazoa, Arthropoda, Insecta, Diptera, Culicidae. The transcript has 4 exons. Gene Ontology annotation, molecular function: metalloendopeptidase activity.